AACCCAGAGACCCUUAUCCCUGUAAGUGGGGACGGCACCCACCCCUCCCUUUCCCCCCAGACAGAGGUGGUGGGGGGCUCAGUGCCCUGGGAGGUGGGCAAGGAUGAGUGAGAAGCUGCUGCCUGAGUGUCUGACGGACCCACAGAAGCAUGUGGGGCCCCGGUUGCAAAGUCCCCAACGUAACCAGCUGGUAAUUGCAUGUUGAAGGAAUACUAGCUGAUUAUUAGAAACACAUGCUGCCCUCGGGCCCUGCUUAAUAGUGGCUGGGAGCAGCCACCACCUCCUGGCACCUCCUUGAGCCCAGGACGCUGGACGCUGGCCCUCUGGGCCUGGAGUGGCCAUAGCAUGGGCCUGGGAGGGGUGGCUGGGUGCCCGUGGCUACCUCCUCGGGUCUGGAGGCCUAGUGGGUAAGGGGACUGUGCAUGAGAGCCCAGCACCCUGUGGUCAGCCAUCCACUGCACAGGGGCUGCAGAGACCCCUAGGCUCGGAGCCAUGGCCCCAGGCCAGGAGAUGGCCCCUGUCCUUUCUCACACCUGCAGUGUCAUUCCCAGCCGGUCAGUCACUCAGUCCCCUCCAGUCCUGGUCACCUCACUGCUUGCACGUGACUCAGAGGCCCUGAGGCAGGACUGGGCUGGUGGGAGUGGGAGGGGGUUUGUUCCUGCUGGUAAGGGGCCCAUGGCCUCGGCCUCAGCCUGGACCGCGGGCUUCUCCCAUGGUUUGCAGUGGGCCCAGACUGCCAACCAGACAGGAACCCUUCACUUGGGGCCCAUGCACCCAGCCACUCGCCCUGUGGCCCCAGGGCCUUGGGUUAAGCUACGUGUUGGGUGUGGCUGGUAGCAGGGAGGCCCUUGUCCAGGCAGAUGGGGUCCACACACACAUAGACAUGGGCCUCCAGACGCAGGGAUGCCAAGCAGGUGCCAUACAACUCUUUCACACACAGACACUUGGGCUUGUCUGUGGGGGCUAGUCAGGAGCUACCCUGCUCUCCUGUGGGCUUGUGUCCCCGUGAGCUACUCCAGCCAGAUGGUAUUUCUGCAAUGGCGUGUAGUUGGUGCUCAGCGGAUGUGGGCCUGGCACACAGUGGGCCUGGGUAAAUGCCAGCCUUGCUCUGUGAGGAGGGCCCUGAGCCUCAGCCCCCAUUGCUUGUGCUGGGCAGGGGACUCAGGGUGGAGUCCUGGGUGGGGACCCUCCGGGACACCCCUCCCCGAGCUCCCAGCUCUCGUACCACCACCUCCCUGACCGGGGCCUCUGACCCCGCCUGCAGGCCCCCCGAGGAUGGCAGACAAGGUGGUCCCACGGCAGGUGGCCCGGCUGGGCCGCACCGUCAGGCUACAGUGCCCCGUGGAGGGGGACCCACCGCCGCUGACCAUGUGGACCAAGGACGGCCGCACGAUCCACGGUGGCUGGAGCCGGUUCCGCGUGCUGCACCAGGGGCUGCGGGUGAAGGAGGUGGAGCGGGAGGACGCGGGUGCCUACGUGUGCAAGGCCACCAACGGCUUCGGCAGCCUCAGCGUCAACUACACCCUCAUCGUGAUGGAGGACACCAGCCCAGUCAGGGAGAGCCCAGGGCACGAGGGCUCCUCCGGGGGCCAGGAGGACCCAGCCAGCAAGCAGUGGGCCCGGCCCCGCUUCACACAGCCCUCUAAGAUGAGGCGCCGGGUGAUCGCUCGGCCUGUGGGCAGCUCUGUGCGUCUCAAGUGUGUGGCCAGCGGGCACCCGCGGCCGGACAUCAUGUGGAUGAAGGAUGACCAGGCCCUGACGCGCCCAGAGGCUGGCGAGCACAGGAAGAAGUGGACGCUGAGCCUGAAGAACCUGCGGCCCGAGGACAGCGGCAAGUACACGUGCCGAGUGUCGAACCGCGCGGGCGCCAUCAACGCCACCUACAAGGUGGACGUGAUCCAGCGGACACGCUCCAAGCCGGUCCUCACGGGCACGCAUCCUGUGAACACCACGGUGGACUUCGGGGGCACCACAUCCUUCCAGUGCAAAGUGCGCAGUGACGUGAAGCCCGUGAUCCAGUGGCUGAAGCGCGUGGAGUAUGGUGCCGAGGGCCGCUACAACUCCACCAUCGACGUGGGCGGCCAGAAGUUUGUGGUGCUGCCCACGGGCGACGUGUGGUCGCGGCCCGACGGCUCCUACCUCAACAAGCUGCUCAUCACACGCGCCCGUCAGGAUGACGCCGGCAUGUACAUCUGCCUGGGCGCCAACACCAUGGGCUACAGCUUCCGCAGCGCCUUCCUCACCGUGCUGCCAGAUCCAAAGCCGCCCGGGCCACCCGUGGCCCCCUCCUCCUCGGCCACGAGCCUGCCGUGGCCCGUGGUCAUCGGCAUCCCAGCCGGCGCUGUCUUCAUCCUGGGCACCGUGCUCCUGUGGCUCUGCCAGGCCAAGAAAAAGCCGUGUGCCCCCGUGCCCACCCCACCUGUGCCUGCGCACCGCACACCUGGGACCACCCGAGACCGCGGCGGGGACAAGGACCUGCCUGUGUCCCCAGCGCUCGGCACCACCGCGGGCGUGGGGCUGUGUGAGGAGCUUGGGGCUCCAGCGGCCCCCCAGCACCUGCUGGGCCCGGGCUCAGCUGCUGGCCCCAAGCUUUACCCCAAACUCUACACGGACGUGCACACGCAUACACAUACACACACGCACUCACACACGCACUCACAUGUGGAAGGCAAAGUCCACCAGCACCAGCACAUCCACUACCAGUGCUAGGUGGUGCUGCUCUUGGGGCCCCCAGGUGCCAGGGGUGGGCACCUGGAGGCCAGGCCAGGUGGGCAGGCUGGGAGCAGAGGGCUGCGGAGGGAGGUGCACACAGGUUCGGGGCUCAGCCAGAAGUCUGGGUUUCCCGUGAGAGACACACGCUCCUGGACGCAUGCACACACACACACACACACACCCCGUUACACACACUGACAUGCAGUCACACCACACUCGGGCCUGCGUUUGUAACUUUGCAGUGCGCCUGUAGCUUGGGGCCACUCAAUGAGGGAAGCCCUUGGCCUGUGAGGAGGAUUUCACAGGGGCUGCAGUCACCACCCCGGCUGGCAGGAGAUCUGAGAGGCACCCUGGCUUAGCAAACCAAAAACUCCCUACCCCUGCCCUACGCCUGCCCGCCUGUCUCCCUGCCUCGGCAGGUGGGUGGCUAUUUUUGCCACCACCUGUCCUGGGUGUCCAGGAGCCCACCAGUAGUACCCUGGGCCAGGGCGUGGGGCAUAGCAGUCCCAGGCCCUGUCCUGAGAGGCGGGAGCCCAGCUGGGAGUGACUCUGGUCACACCCAGCCUCCCACUGCCAGAGAGAAGGGGGCCUGAAUAUUUAUAUUUAAGAAAUUAAGAUAAUAAUAUUAAUGAUGAAAGGAGGGCUGGGCCACAGAGACCUGGCCUCUCCUGGGGCCCAGGACCCACCUGGCCUCGUGGCCAUGCUGGACGUCCACCUUGGGGCCAGGCACCCAUGGCCCCACUGCCCAAGGUGGCCUCAGACCUCUGUAAUUUUAUAUAGAGUUUGAGCUGAAGCUUCGUAUAUUUAAUUUAUUUUGUUAAACAAGAAAAUGUGCAUCCUUUUUGUCUAAA
Messenger RNA from Miniopterus natalensis, 3563 nucleotides. Lineage: Eukaryota; Metazoa; Chordata; Mammalia; Chiroptera; Miniopteridae. The record is from RefSeq and is a predicted model, not a curated record.